CUAGUACGAGGAUGUGAUUUGAUACCAGGCCCCAUAAGUAAAGCCAUAAGACUUGCAAAACCAUCUCAGUACGAGCCAACCCUCAACUGAACGCCAUGAGAACCUCGUCAUUCCUCCUUGUGCUUGUUCUCUCAAUCCUUCACUUGGCUUCUCAACCUUCCUCUGGAACUCUCGCUACUUUGCGCAUAGGCGACUCUCUCUCCGUUGACAAACCAGAUGACAUCCUCGUCUCCAAGUCCGGCAUCUUCUCCGCUGGGUUUUAUCCCGUCGGCAAGAACGCUUACUGCUUUGCCAUCUGGUUCAGCCAUCCGCCGUGCAGCAGCCAGAACUGCACCGUAGUUUGGACGGCAAACCGCGACAAGCCUGUCAAUGGGAGAUACUCCAAGCUUUCCCUUAAAAAGAAUGGCGAUCUCGUGCUAACCGACGCCAGGCACGACGUUGUUUGGACCAUAGACACGGCCUCACUCUCGUGGUCAAAGACACCUGAUUGUCAGCUACAGCUCCUAGACUCUGGUAAUCUUGUUCUUCGUGGCAGGGAAGGCAAUGUCCCGUUGUGGCAAAGCUUCGACUACCCAACCGACGUGCUCCUCCCUGAACAGAACCUCACUAGGAACACAACGCUGGUUUCCUCUCGGAGCAACGGCGACUUCUCUUCGGGCUAUUACAAGUUGUACUUCGACAACGACAACGUCCUUCGUCUCCUCUUCGACGGACCUCUGAUCUCCAGCGUGUACUGGCCAGACCCGAGCCAUGUGAGUUGGGAAGUUGGAAGAACAACCUACAACGAUAGUAGAGUUGCAGUGCUCGAUUCCCUGGGGAAUUUCACUUCAUCCGACGAUCUGAAAUUCCUGACGUCGGAUUUUGGCAAGAGAACCCAACGAAUAUUGAAGGUUGAUCAUGAUGGCAAUGUAAGGGUCUAUAGUAGAAGAGAAAAUGGGAAAUGGGUUGCAACAUGGCAAGCCAUAUCUGAGUCAUGUACAAUUCAUGGGAUUUGUGGACCAAACAGCGUUUGCAGCGACAGCCCAAGCAAAGGAAGGAGAUGCUCUUGUCUUCCUGGAUAUGUGUGGAACAAUGACACCGAUUGGACUCAAGGAUGCAUGCCCGAAUUCGAGAGCUUCUGCAACAAAAGUUCCAAAGCUCAUGUCGAUUUCCUGCAUUUGCCUCACCAUGAUUUCUACGGAUAUGAUAAGGACUACUUUCCAAACACUACCUUGGCGGCCUGCAAGAAAAUAUGCGCUGAUCUUUGCAAUUGCAAAGGCUUUCAAUACAAAUUCCAGGGGGACAGUGGGUACUUCGACUGUUUCCCCAAGCUACGGCUGUUAAAUGGAUAUUCUUCGUGUUCAUUCAUUGGGAGCAUCUAUUUGAAACUACCAAAAGCCAAUCUCUCUUCUUAUGAAAUACGCACUACAGAGGUCAUCCCACUGCCCUGUCCACCAGAAAUUCAAGAAGUUGUCCUCCAGAGGACGUAUCUGAAGAGUCGUGUGAGCUCGACACUUGAGAUCUUGCUCAUUUUCGCUUCAGUGUUAGGCGGAGCGGAAAUUGUCGUGGUCUUCCUCACGUGGUCCUUCUUGAUCAGGACUGAUCCCAACAGAAGGGGAGGUCAUGUUAAGGGAUAUCAACUUGCGGCGAGAGGAUUUAGAAGGUUCACAUAUGCCGAGCUAAAGAAAGCAACCAGGAACUUUAGCAACGAGAUUGGAAGAGGAAGUGGGGGGAUUGUGUACAAGGGUGUCUUGCCUGAUCAUGGGGAAGUGGCGGUCAAGCGGCUAAACGAGGUGAAUCAAGGAGAAGAAGAGUUCCUGGCUGAAGUGAGAACAAUUGGGAAUCUCAAUCACAUGAACCUGAUUGUGAUGUGGGGUUACUGCGCGGAGGGAAAGCACUGGCUCUUGGUCUAUGAGUUCAUGGAUCACGGUUCCUUAGCGGAGAAUCUUUCUUCCGAUCAGCUCGACUGGACGAAAAGGUACGAGAUCGCGCUGGGAUCGGCCAGGGGACUCGCUUAUCUUCACGAAGAGUGCUUGGAAUGGGUUCUCCACUGCGAUGUGAAGCCACACAACAUACUUCUCGAUUCUAAUUACCAACCAAAGGUGGCGGAUUUCGGGCUGUCCAAGAUACUCAAGAGGGAGGGCCUGAAAAACUCAAGCUUCUCAAGAAUUCGAGGAACGAGAGGCUACAUGGCUCCUGAAUGGGUCUACAACAUGCCAAUCACCUCCAAAGUAGACGUGUACAGUUAUGGGAUUGUCGUGUUGGAGCUGGUGACCGGCAGGAGUCCAACAGGAGGGCUGGCAAAUGCUGAGGGCGGUGAUGAGAACGAGAGCAGAAGGUUGACUUCUUGGGUGAGAGAGAGGAAGAGAACAGGAGCUCCCAUGGAGACAUGGAUAAAGGAGAUCCUGGAUCCAAGGCUGACGGGGGAAUACGACAUGAGGAAGAUUGAAGUUUUGGUUGCGGUGGCGCUGCAGUGUGUGGAGGAGGACAGGGAGGCGAGACCCCCCAUGAGCCAGGUGGUUGAGAUGCUUCUGCGCCAUGAAAGUGAGGAUAUGUAGUCCGCUUCAAACAUGAACUGCUCGUGUUUUAUCUCUAAAUAAACCUAGGAAAGAUGGUUUAGUGGGCGUUAAUCUCUGUAUAUUCUU
Molecule: messenger RNA, 2624 nt
Organism: Rhodamnia argentea
Lineage: Eukaryota; Viridiplantae; Streptophyta; Magnoliopsida; Myrtales; Myrtaceae
Product: putative receptor protein kinase ZmPK1
Exons: 1
Coding region: 96-2537 (813 amino acids)
Biological process (GO): protein phosphorylation; recognition of pollen
Molecular function (GO): ATP binding; protein serine/threonine kinase activity
Source: RefSeq, a predicted model, not a curated record